Messenger RNA from Aspergillus thermomutatus, 918 nucleotides. RefSeq names its product lipase family protein. NCBI's taxonomy places the organism in Eukaryota, Fungi, Ascomycota, Eurotiomycetes, Eurotiales, Aspergillaceae. Bases 1 to 918 code for a protein of 305 amino acids. The record is from RefSeq and is a predicted model, not a curated record. Gene Ontology annotation, biological process: lipid metabolic process. The transcript is spliced from 4 exons.
AUGCUCGCUACAACUGUACUUUACAGUCUCCUGUUCCCCUCUCUGGGCUUGACAAUGCCGGCGGCAGACACUGAUAUUGGACGCCGAGAUGUUUCUGCUGGCCUUUUAGCCAAUCUGACACUAUUUUCUGAAUAUUCUGCUGCCGCUACUUGUGCAGCAAACUUUGCCUCACAAGGGUCAAAGGUUGUGUGCGAUCCAGGUGUAUGCCCAGUCCUGGAGCAGACAGACACAACUGUCAUCAAAGGAUUCGUGAAUCAAUAUCCGGGUAAUACUACUGGCUACAUAGCAGUUGACAGGACCAAUAACUUGAUCGUUCUGUCAUUCCGAGGUAGCCGGACUAUAGGGAACGCGAUCACUGACCUUGAAUACGGCCAGGUGCCUAUCUAUGGCAUUUGUCCAAACUGCGAAGUGCAUCAUGGUUAUUACUAUGCCUGGGGAAACUUCUCCCGAUAUAUAAUGCCAUAUGUUGACCAGCUUUCUGCUCAAUAUCCAGACUUUAGUGUCAUCUUCACUGGUCACAGUCUGGGAGGUGCACUAGCUACCUUUGGAGCAGUACUUGAGGGAAGUGCCAACAGACCCAUUGGUCUGUACACUUUUGGAUGUCCUCAACUAGGAAAUUAUAGUUUCGCCGACUUUGUCACCGGGAAUACAGCAGGCUCUGGAUACAGAGUUACACAUUCCGAUGAUCCAGUUCCAAGGGCCCUGUCUACUACUAAGGAGGUCAAUCAGACUUGGCAGUAUAGCACAACAUCUCCAGAAUACUGGAUUACUUCAGGAAAUGGCGUGCCAGUCACAGUCACUGAUAUCCAAGUAAUUGAGGGCAUUGACAACAAGAGUGGGAACCUUGGUACAACCGGAUUGGAUCUUGCGGCUCAUAAUUGGUAUAUUGGCAACAUGAGCGGGUGCUCAACUAACUGA